CGGCGGAUUCCUGACACACCUUUCCUCACACGGGUCCUCAACCCGACGCCAUGAGCAAAAUAAAAAAGGGUUUUAAAUGGUUGGGGAGCCUCAGCAGCCUCUCCUCCCGCCGCUGCCCAGAGAAAAGCAGCAACAAAGCAGCCUGUCAGUCUGAUGGGAGUCUCUGCGGAGCCAGGCAGCCGACGGCGGCAGCCGCAGUGCUGGAGGAGACGCAGUCAGUGGACGACAUGCAGUCCGGCCUCCGCAGCCCCGGCUACGCCCGCUCCAGCGACAUGUACACCCACGUGGGGACGAUUCCCCGCGGCGACAAGCGCGAGAGCCUGCGGGGCCUGAAGGCUGCGGUGAACCCGGGGGAGCAGGUCCGAGACUCCCCGCUGCUCGGUGCUCUGUCCAGCCUCACCGACCCGGAGCAGGCCCUGGCGCCCUGCCGGGUCUCACCUUUGACCCCAGCACCUGCCGGCUGCUCGUCAGAUGACCGCGUUCCUCAGCAUUUCAACAUGUCUUCAAAGCAGGACGUUUAUGUUCCAAUGGACCCGAUUUGUGAAAGAGCGCGCGGCCACGGCGACCCACAGGCCGGGAGACCGGAAACCAGCGAGGCUCCGCAGGAAGUGGAGGCUGGCGGCAGGUUUGAAAAAGUGACAAAUUGCAGUGGAGAAUAUGUGAAAUUCUCCAAGGAGAAGUUCUGGUUGGAGCCUCCAUCAGAAAAACUGAGGAAGCAGCUGGAGGAGGAACUGAGGCUGAGCGGCACCUACCUGAAGAGCCAUGCCUGGUACCACGGCCCGAUACCCUGGGAGGUGUCGGAGAGUUUGGUGGUGAACGAAGGUGAUUUCCUCCUCAGAGACUCCCGGUCCAGUCAGGGCGGCUUCGUCCUCACCUGCCGCUGGGAACAGGAAGCCCUUCAUGUUCCCGUCAGGAAGACGGUGGUCCAGUCUGGGGAGACUUACACCCGGGUCCAGUACAGCCUGGAAGGCGAGGCCUUUGACUCGAUCCCAGCCCUCGUUCACUACUACGUGGGCAGCCAGGCGGCUCUGACGCUGUGGACCAGAGCUCAGAUUAACCGGCCGGUGAACAGGACGCUGCCGCUCAGCUUCCUAGAAACGGCCUUCGGCACAUCGUCCAACCAGAGAGACCUGAAGGGAGAGGAGCGGGUCUGUCUGAUCAGCCCAUCCUCCGUUCAGCCCGGUUCUGGAUCUGACUGCAAACAUGACAGACGGGCGCUGAAUCCUGCUGCACAUUCUCCUCACAGCCACAGCUCUCCAUCCAGGAGCCUCGGUUCUAGCUGGGCCCCCAGCGUCACGUCGUCUCCAUCCCUAUCAAACCCGUCAGACUCCACCCUGCUGAGACAGCGGCUCCACGUUCCCCGCUCUGACCCGCCGCAGGACUCUGACCCGCCGCAGGACUCGGCCCCGCCGCAGGACUCGGCCUCCGCCAAUAGAGACGGCUACUCGGAGCUGCAGCCUCAGAGCUACGUGGAGCGGCUGCAGGCCGAGGAAGCCCCGCCCACUGCCGCCUCUCUGGGUUCGGAGGAUGGGGACGUGUACUUCUCUCCGGUAGUGGAGACGGCUUCCUGUUUCAGACCUGGCAGGUACCACUCGGCGCUGAUGCCGCAGGAGAACAGGCCCCUGGAGGUGGGCAUCCUGCGCCGGGUGAAGGAGCUGCUGGCUGAGGUCGACCCCAGAACGGCGGCCAGACACAUCACCAGGACCGACUGCACGGUGGCGAGAAUUUUGGAUGUGACUGCAGAGAUGAGAAGCAAAAUGGGAGCAAAUUCAGGGAUGGAGCUGCUGACGCUGCCGCAGGGACAGCAGCUGAGACUGGACCUGCUGGAGAGGUUUCAGACCAUGGCCACCAUGUUGGCCGUCAACGUGUUGGGAUGCACGGGAACGACGGAGGAGCGGGCCGCCCUGCUGCAUAAAGUCAUCCAGAUCGCAGCCGAGCUGAAGACCACCACAGGCGACAUGUUCGGCUUCGCCGCCGUCAUGAGAGCGUUGGAGCUGCCGCAGGUUUCUCGUCUGGAGCAGACUUGGAUGACGUUACGACAGCGACACACAGAGGGCGCCAUUCUCUACGAGAAAACGCUGCGGCCGUUUCUGAGGAGCCUGAAUGAUGGACGAGAAAGCUGUCCGCUGUCCAGCACCACCUUCCCCCACGUCCUGCCCCUCCUCACCCUGCUGGAGAAAAGCUCUGCGGUGGGCGAGGCGUCGGAGCCGUGGGAGACGGCGGAGGUCGGCGUGGAGGUGGUCAUGCUCCACCUGACGGCGGCGAGAACUAUCGCUCAGCUGGGCGGGAUCUAUCACUCCAACGCCAAGAGCAAAUUAAAGGGUUUCCAGGAGCAGGCGGAGGUCAGGGAGAUCUUCCUCACUGACUUCCAGAUGAGGCUGCUGUGGGGCAGCAGGGGAGCCGAGGAGAGCCAGAUCCUCAGAUACUCCAAGUUCGACCAGGUGCUGACCGCCUUGUCCAACCGGCUGGAACCGCCGAACAGACAACGCUGAUCCCAGAGACGUUUAGCUGAUCAGCUGGCUUCUAAUGGUGGAUUCUCUGACAUCCAUUCAAAUCACUUUAAAGUGCAACUAACCCUCAUCAACACGCUCCCUGACAACUGCAGAAAAGUUUGAGGGCGUCUCAAUGUGGGCAUUUCUAAAGAGCGAAUUUGAUUGGCAACACAAACAUUUCAGAAACUUACAGACGUCAUCUGAGCUGAAAAGGUUCCAGAAGAAAACAAAAAGUUAACGGGACAAUUUAUUGUAGAAACAUUAAUUUUUUAGAACUGUUUUUAAAUAUCUUUAUUGGUUUGUAACUACUUAUAUCAGUUUUAUGUUACUUCAGUAACCAAAAUGGAUUUUUUUGUAUUAUUUUGGUUGUUUUGAUAUGUCUUUGUAAUUUAUUGCAUAAACUAAAAAAGUUUAUGCAAUAAACAUUUUAAAACUUUUUGUUUUAAAAUGCAGUAUUUACAUUUUAAAACUAAACCAAAAUGCACCAAUGUAACCAAUCAGAAAAUUAAACUGCAGUGACCACAGUUCAACCCAAAGGGGGCAGCACUGAGCCAGUGUCGCUCUCCAAACAUUGCAGAACUGAACAAAUUUAUCCAAAAACAUUUUAAAUCCGCAUAGAAACUUUACAUACAAACCGUGAGAAUAUAUUUAAAGAGUUUAUCAGCAAAAAAUGUGUUUUUGGGGGUUGAAUACACUUUAAAUGUAACAGAUUAUACAGUUGGAAGCAUUUUUAUGUGAACCUCGCUGACAUAAACCUGAAGGAGAAUGAAUGUUUGAUAACAAAAGUUUAUUAAGGUUUACAGCACAAAUUGUCUUUAAAUUUACAUUUUUAUUGAAAGGAAAUGUGAUAUGAAUGUGUUUUGUGUUUUCUAACAUAUAUUUGGGUUUUUAUGUUGAAAAACUCCAACUAAGACACUUAAUCCUGUAAUUUGUGAGGUCAAACUCUUAUCUUCUCCUUUUAUCAUCCAUCGGUAGCAGAGAAUAAGAGUCCAGGACUUCAGACCGUGCAGCAGGCUGUAAAUAUAAUGUCUGUGUGAAAUGUGAGAACUGCAGAUAAGAUGACCCGGUUCUGUCGUCCCAACAGAACCGGGUCCAGAUCCUGGUUCUGUUGGGACUACAGGAAGCUAAUGCUGAACCUUUGUCUGCAGUGUAGAAAUGCUUUAGUCUGCCUGAAGGCUGGACCUUCAUUACAUAUUGGACCAAACAAUGUCUGUCCAUCUUCACUAUUAAUUUUAUUAAAUCUAUUGACGUAGUAUCAGUUUGAGGGAGCAGCUUCUGACUGCAAUAAUUCACAUGUACAAAGAACUUAUUUAAUCCUACACUUAAUAUUUAUCUGUAUUAUAACUGUGAUAACUGUGAAUAAAUAACAUUUUCCUCUCUGAAAAUUGA
This is a messenger RNA of Poeciliopsis prolifica (blackstripe livebearer), 3881 nucleotides long. It is a transcript of the gene sh2d3cb, whose product is annotated as SH2 domain containing 3Cb. The record is from RefSeq and is a predicted model, not a curated record. Lineage: Eukaryota; Metazoa; Chordata; Actinopteri; Cyprinodontiformes; Poeciliidae. Gene Ontology annotation, molecular function: guanyl-nucleotide exchange factor activity; phosphotyrosine residue binding. The coding region runs from base 51 to 2492 and encodes 813 amino acids. The transcript is spliced from 12 exons. Gene Ontology annotation, biological process: positive regulation of peptidyl-serine phosphorylation; small GTPase-mediated signal transduction.